Molecule: messenger RNA, 2511 nt
Organism: Baudoinia panamericana UAMH 10762
Lineage: Eukaryota; Fungi; Ascomycota; Dothideomycetes; Mycosphaerellales; Teratosphaeriaceae
Exons: 3
Coding region: 1-2511 (836 amino acids)
Biological process (GO): DNA repair; mitotic cell cycle; DNA-templated DNA replication
Cellular component (GO): nuclear replication fork
Molecular function (GO): protein binding; chromatin binding
Source: RefSeq, a predicted model, not a curated record
AUGGCGGUGCGCUUGAGAGGGCGGCCAGCACAUGCGCCCGGACCGACCUUUCUGGCCUACACUCCCAACGGCAAGAAGCUCAUCACAGUCGGAUCGAACGGGGCAUUUCGCAUUUUCCAACAUGGGUCUGACGGUGAACCUGCCGUCAUUGACGUUUUGUCAGACAGUCAUACAUGCGUGGCAGCAACAAAUGACUUCUUCGUGGUCGGAGCCGAAGACGGCUCGGUCACAAAGUACUCCCUUCUCACGAACAGCAUGGAUGAUAUCCUCGUGCGAAGCUCAUUGCCUGUUCGAGACCUUGCGUUGUCCCCCGACGGAGAGUGGGUUGCCGUGGCUAGCGACGAGCUGGACGUCAAGGUCGUCAACACACGAGACAUGACCCGCAUUAUGCACCUUAGAGAGCAGUCGAAGCCGGCGAAGCACGUCUCUUUUGACAUCGGAGGGUCUCUCCUUACAGUUUCGUGCUCCGAUGGCAUUAUCUAUGUUUACUCAAUCAGCUCCGAGCAACCGCUUCUGGUCAAGCGUAUCGAGGGGCUCAUAAAGUCGCUUGAAACGGACGCUGAAGCGAGCGCCAAAGUAACUUGGCAUCCUGAUGGACGUGCAUUCCUGGCACCCACAGCAACAAGAGACUUGCAAUGCGUGUCGAAAAGUGACUGGCAGCGACAAAAAGCAUUCACUGGUGGCCACCAGGCUGACGUCUCGACUGCGGCCUGGUCACCCAACGGCACCGUCCUUGCCACGGCGGACGUCAACAAAGGUCUUUGCCUCUGGGAUACGCGAACGCAGCGCUUGCUGAAAACAUUCGACGAUAUUAAUAACAAUAUCCUGUCGCUUGACUGGCAUCCAACAGAGAACAUCCUGUCUUAUACCAACAACAAUGGCGAGCUCUUUAUCAGAGAAGAUUUCGUGCCAAGCGAACACGCAAAAGUGCUCAGAGUCACGCUCCAACCAGCACCAAUCAACGGCAGGCCCCUUACUGAAGUUAAUGGCAAUGCACGGAAGGGCCCGUUGCCUGGAUACAAGAUCAAUGGGUUCCAGCGUGACGUUGAAGAUGACUAUCUCGACCAACUCUUGCCAGACGCUGACUCUGAGGUGGGUGCUGAUUUCAUUGAGGACGAUGACGGAGCGGGCUAUGCCGAAGAGAUCAAUCCGUUCGGUAAAAGGUCAGCGGGUGCGCUGAAUGGCAUGUCCACAAAGCGCCAUCAACCUUCUAUGCCAUGGCAGCCCAGGCCGCACGGCACCUUCCAACCUGGCAGCACACCUUGGAAAGGCAAUCGACGUUAUUUGUGCCUCAAUCUUGUAGGUUUCGUCUGGACGGUCAGCCAAGAGACUCAUCACACGGUCACAGUAGAGUUUUACGAUCGACAGGAGCAUCGCGACUUUCACUUCACAGAUCCGUACAAGUACGACAAGGCCUGCCUCAACGGGAAAGGCACCUUGUUUUCGUGUCGACCGUCCGCGCAGAGCCAGCAAAAAGCAAUGCUUUUCUACCGCCCGCAUGAGACUUGGACAACACGUACAGAGUGGCGCACGCAGCUUCCGGCAGGGGAGGAGGUGACGUCGAUGUCACUCAGUGACUCGUACGUGGUGGCGACGACAUCCGCAGGCUACGUCCGUACCUACAGUUUGUUCGGCGUUCCUCUGAAGGUCUACCGCCAGAAAAGUACACCGGCUGUCACUUGUGCAAGCUGGCGCGACUAUGUCAUGACGGUAGGCAACGGCCCCGUUGGCGGCGAUGGCGCGACUCGCUUACUUUACACGAUCGAAAACGUUCGGCGGGACGAAGUCUGUCAGAGCGAUGACAUCCUACCCCUACCCGAAGGCGUUGAGCUACGCAAUAUUUGUUUCAGCGAUAAGGGUGACCCCUGCAUCUACGACACGUCGGGCGUGUUGCUGACCUUGCUACACUGGCGUACGCCCGGUCAGGCCAAAUGGGUUCCACUGCUUGAUACACGAACGCUCGAUCGACUCGCGGAUGGCAAGAAGGACGAGAACUAUUGGCCGGUAGCGGUGGCGAACGACAGAUUCCACUGCAUUAUACUGAAAGGUGGCGAACGUGACCCGUACUUCCCACGGCCUCUGCUCUCCGAAUUCGAGUUCCGGAUACCCGUGUCAGCGCUCUCCACAGACCUUGCCGAGGACGAUGAAAAUCGGGACCUAGGUCACGCACAAAAGCUUGAGGAGCAAUUUGUACGGGCAACGCUGCGGCACUCACUACAGCUGCACUUAGUGGAGAACACGAACGCUACACGUGCCCAGAAAGCGGAAGUACCACUCCUCGAGCGGGAAGUGGACAAGGUAUUGUUGCAGCUGUUGGCGGGCGAGUGCAGGGAGGGUGAGGAGCGCGGCAUGAAGGCACUUGAGAUCGUGACCAUGAUGCGUGACCGAACCGGCCAGAUGUUAGAGGCUGCCGGCAAGGUAGCAGCCCGCUUCCAGCGUGACAUACUGGGCGAGAAAAUCAACGAGCUUGCCGAGCGACGAUUGGUCGGCCUGGUUGACGACAACGUCUGA